AAAAUGAAGAGGUGGUGGCAGCUGCUGCUUCGGGGUCUGGCUGCCGGGGGGAAACCUGGAUAGAGGCUCGUAAAGAAGGGUGAAGAGAAAGUCGCCGCUCUCUGGGAACGAACGUCUUAGGAAUGGUCAUUUUUAGCAGUGGAAUCUGCUGCGCAAAGGAGGAUUAUAACAAAUCUCUAUGAAUGAUAGACUCGAUUGCUAAACCUUGCCUUGACCAACCUUCUGACCCUCGGAGAAAAGUCUCAGGGUCUGCGUGGGAAGGAAAAAACCUUCCCAUUUGAAAAUAAACUUGAUUAAAAAAGACUGAUUUUUUUAUUUUUUUUGAGAGCCUAACUGAUUUAUAAUUACUUUUUUUUUUUUUCUUUUUGUCCUGUUUUGUGAUAAGUUGUUUUUAAAAGGAUUGUCCUACGUGGCUGUUUUGUGACUGGUGGAGGAAGGAAGGAUCCCUCUCAAGUGUUUCUGAUAUGACAGCUUUGGUUUCUGAAGAGUUAAGUGGUGUUUGCAUGAUACACUUAUUGCUAGUCUGGUAGCAGACUUUUCAUCGUUUUAUUUGCUUUUUUUAUUAACUGGGGCUGGUGGAGAGGGCUCUCUUGGUCAGAAAAAUAUUUGCACAUAUAUCUUUGUAUAUAUUUUUGGUGGGGUUCUCCCCACAUUUUACUCUUUCUUGAUGACUCCUGGAGGUGGUAGUGGGCCCAUGAAAGACUGUGAAUACAGUCAGAUCAGCACACACAGCUCUUCGUCUCCCAUGGAGUCUCCCCAUAAGAAAAAGAAAUCAGUUCCCAAGAGAAAAUGGGAGGUUUUUCCUGGAAGAAACAAAUUCUUCUGCAAUGGGAGGAUCAUGAUGGCUCGACAGACUGGAGUCUUCUACCUGACUCUUGUUCUCAUCUUGGUCACCAGUGGACUCUUCUUUGCAUUUGAUUGCCCAUAUUUGUCAGAGAAGAUUACGCCUGCUAUACCUGCAAUUGGUGGGAUUCUUUUCUUUUUCGUGAUGGGGACCCUGCUGCGUACUAGUUUCAGUGACCCUGGUGUCCUCCCCCGCGCAACACCAGACGAGGCAGCAGAUCUAGAGAGACAAAUAGGUAACACCGAAGAUAUAGCAAAUGGCUGCAGUUCAGGAGGAUAUCGUCCCCCUCCCAGAACAAAAGAAGUGAUCAUCAAUGGACAGACAGUGAAACUAAAAUAUUGUUUUACUUGCAAGAUUUUCCGCCCACCUCGUGCCUCACAUUGCAGCCUUUGUGAUAACUGCGUAGAACGGUUUGAUCACCACUGUCCCUGGGUAGGCAACUGUGUGGGGAAAAGAAACUACAGAUUUUUUUAUAUGUUUAUUUUAUCUCUGUCCUUUCUGACAGUCUUUAUAUUUGCAUUCGUUAUCACCCACGUCAUCCUUCGUUCUCAACAAACAGGGUUCCUCAAUGCUCUGAAGGACAGUCCUGCAAGUGUGCUGGAAGCUGUGGUGUGUUUUUUCUCAGUAUGGUCCAUUGUUGGCCUCUCAGGUUUUCAUACAUAUUUGAUCAGCUCCAAUCAAACAACGAAUGAAGAUAUUAAAGGAUCAUGGUCAAAUAAAAGAGGUAAAGAAAACUAUAAUCCCUACAGUUAUGGCAACAUCUUUACUAAUUGCUGUGCUGCUCUCUGUGGGCCCCUCUCUCCAAGCUUAAUUGACAGAAGAGGAUUUAUACAGCCGGAUACACCGCAAUUAGCAGGACCAUCAAAUGGCAUUACCAUGUACGGGGCCACACAAUCUCAGAGCAACAUGUGUGACCAAGAUCAGUGCAUUCAGAGCACUAAAUUCGUUUUGCAGGCUGCUGCCACCCCCCUCCUACAGAGCGAGCCAAGCAUAACUAGUGAAGAGCUCCCUUUACCGGGAAAGACUUCUCUCAGUGGGCCUUGUGCAACUCUGACUCUAGGGCAACCAACACCACCAUCUUCUAUGCCUAAUCUCACAUCAGAUUCAGGUUUGACAGACAUCAUACCAUUAAAAGAGGAGCACGAAGGCCAUCAGUUCCUCACUCCUGAAGAAGCUCCGUCGCCCCCCGGGAUGCUGCCGAGCGGGAGCCCUAUUGCACACAGCCGCACCAUGCACGUCCUGAGCCUAGCCAGCCAGGACUCCUUGCACGAAGACUCGGUGCGCGGCCUCGUGAAGCUUAGCUCGGUUUGAACAGCUUUUCUGAACAUCACACCACGCCCUGGUGUCUAUACAGAUCUGUGCUUGGCAGGAAUGACGCUGCAGUACCACUGUAAGGCUUCGUAACAUGCCUGUAAUGGAAACUUUAUCACUUAAUGGAGUCUACUAAAAGUAGACAAGUUAUUUUUUUCAAUGGAGCUAUGGCAUUUUUUUGACCAGGUUGUUAACGGUUGUGCUUUGAUGGUGACUGCAUUUUAUUUUUAAAUAAAACCAGAAAAGGUCAAUAAUCUCGUUUCCUGAAGCUGGGGUACAGCGAGUUGGAAGCCAGCCUGUACCAAACACCAUGUACAGUACAAAAGAGAGAGAUUCUUGGAUGUAAGUGUCAUGCUCUGUGUUCUAUGCUCUUGUAAUACACACUUGUUACGGCUUACCACACCUGUGGCCAGAAUGAUCUGCACUUACGUGUUAUGCUACCAAUAUUUGAGAUAGAAAAUUGCCAUUCCAUUUGUUAAUACAAAACAAAACAAAAGACUGCAGAUGUGGAUUUGCAUGCCACGCUACAGUAUGUGUUACAGUGGUGUUGGUAUUAAGAGAAAGUGCUGCUUUUUUAUUUGUGACUUUCAAAGUGCUGUUUCGUUUAAAGACAGUACAGCAAACAAAUUAAUGGACUAUAUUUUUUGAAUUUAUUAAAUUUUAUUUUAAAUUAAUCAGUGGUGCCUAGAAGAUGAUGAAUUACUGAUUUGAUCAUGUUGCAUAUCAUUUAACCUUAUGUUUAAGUGUUUAAGUGAGGUAUUGUGUUGUGCCAUACCACAAGAUCCUUCCAAUCCCUAAUGUGAUACAAUUACCUGUGGACCUCCAAUAAAAUGACAUCCUCU
Pyrgilauda ruficollis (rufous-necked snowfinch) is the source of this 2997-nucleotide messenger RNA. RefSeq names its product zinc finger DHHC-type palmitoyltransferase 14 (gene ZDHHC14). The record is from RefSeq and is a predicted model, not a curated record. Gene Ontology annotation, biological process: protein targeting to membrane; peptidyl-L-cysteine S-palmitoylation. Bases 668 to 2155 code for a protein of 495 amino acids. Gene Ontology annotation, cellular component: Golgi apparatus; endoplasmic reticulum. The transcript is spliced from 10 exons. Gene Ontology annotation, molecular function: protein-cysteine S-palmitoyltransferase activity. NCBI's taxonomy places the organism in Eukaryota, Metazoa, Chordata, Aves, Passeriformes, Passeridae.